GUGGCAAUUCGAACUGCCAUCCGAAGCUUGGAAUUCGGAGAUCCGGCUGACAUCCAGGCUAUACCUCAGACCCCUUGUGCAGAUCCUGUUGUUGCUGGAUACUAUCGCAUCGCACGCGCCUUGAUUGAGCUGGAAGUGGCGCGCAAAGAGUGGGAGGUCCGCAUGGCUCAGGCUGCCGGCUUCGACCAGCCCAGCUCUCCAGAAGUCGGGGCUUUUGCCAGCAGGCUGCUGGAGAUUGCUCUCCUCCACAUUCGGCUUUUUCAACAUGCCGAGGCGUACUCCCUGCUGCAGCGGGCUGUCCCGGCAAUGCUGGCCACGCAGCAAUUCGCUGGUUCGGAGGGUGCCACAGCCAAGCAGUGGAUGCAGAACUUGUGCCGCAACACGGCUAUGAGCCAGAUGCUCAGAGAGCCUGGUCACAUGUCAGGGGUGGAGAUCUUGGAUGACAAGCACAUGGAAAAGCUGCAGACACUGAGAGAGCUGCUACGCGACUGCGGAUACUGUGCCAAAGAAAUCCUUGAGCUGACCAAGGUUCAGACCCUGGAAAUGUUCGCCGACGACGACAUCUGUGGGCAAGUAGCUGACACGUUGCUGGCGAGCGGGAAGCAGAGCAAGCCUGGGCUGCCAGAACUCGCCCGGUUCUUCCUGUUGAGUCGGCCUUUAGCUCUCAAGCAACUGGUGGAGCUGUUGGGCAUGCCCUGCACGGAGUUCCUGCUACAGCUUCAGGCAGUCACGGCCAUCCGUGGCCCUUCCAGCGUGCUUAUUGAGGGAGACAAGGCAGUCGAGCUGCUGAAGAAUGCUGCGGAUGACGUAUACUGCUUCGCAAACAUCAAAAUAUGGCCUGUAGAGGACCUCCUCAUCGCCACUGACAGGCAGACAUGGCCAUCACAGGGCUUCGAGCCUGUGAUGUACCUUUCGGACGAUUCUUGGGGAUUGAUCUACGGUGCACCGAGGGUUGACGUAGAGUCAGUGCUGGACCUUUGCACAGGCAGUGGCGUCCAAGGGCUAGUAGCCCUGCAGAACUACGCCAAAACUGCAACCUUCGUUGACCUGAAUCCUCGAGCUUUGGACUUUGUCCGCUUCAACGUUGCACUGAACGGGCUCUCGCACAAAGUCUCCGGCAUCUAUCAGGGCAAUCUGUAUGAGGCUUUACCCCCCGAGUCAGGCCCCUUUGACGCCAUCUUGGCCAAUCCACCCUUCCUACCGAAUCCACGUGGCAUUGGUUCGCAGUGCUCAGCGAAGUUUGGGGACGGAGGCGACUUUGGAGAAGACGUUCUCGAGGCGAUCAUGCGAGGUGUGGAACAAAACUUGAAGCCGUCUGGGCAUUUGAGUGCUGUCACCUAUGCUCCGAACACACCAGAGAUGGCCGAGAGGAUCGCUCGAUACUUGAAAAGCCCUGCCGGCUUGUCGCCUGCCAUCACGGUCUUCAGCAGCAAGCUGAAGCCAGCCAAGGAGUUCCAACCCGUAUCUAGCGCAGUUGAAGCUGUCCGUUACCAGGAGGCACUGGUGGAGGUUGGGGUCAAGACGAUGGCCGAAGCCAUAACCAUUGUUAGUCUGGGCCGUGAAGAAACGCAGAACUUCGUCCUCAAGGAGCGUCUCUUUCAGGACGAGGAAUACUUGAGAACUCUCUGGAAGGAGCACUUGAGCCGUUCGAAGAGCUAA
Molecule: messenger RNA, 1659 nt
Organism: Symbiodinium pilosum
Lineage: Eukaryota; Dinophyceae; Suessiales; Symbiodiniaceae
Source: the annotation of a GenBank genome assembly